Messenger RNA from Saccostrea echinata, 1819 nucleotides. Its product is annotated as Ig-like V-type domain-containing protein FAM187A. NCBI's taxonomy places the organism in Eukaryota, Metazoa, Mollusca, Bivalvia, Ostreida, Ostreidae. The record is from RefSeq and is a predicted model, not a curated record. The transcript is spliced from 2 exons. The coding region runs from base 1 to 1395 and encodes 464 amino acids.
AUGCAUAUCUUGAUAAUUCUGGGUAUUUUAAUGAAUGUGCACGCAUUUAAAGAAAAGCAUUUUACAGAACCAGGUUUGAAAGAUUUACUGCGUAAAAUUAAUGGACUUGAAGGAGAACCAAUGUAUUCUAGGGUUAAGAGAAAUGUAUUUGUGUAUCACAAGAAAAAUCAGAAAGAGAUGGUUGAGGAACAAUUUAAAGAGUACGAAAAAUGUUUGAAGAAGCGAGAGGAAGAAAGAAACGAAGGAAAAAAUACGAUUCGGGGGUUGUUAGUGUUAGAGGGCCAAAGUGUAAGACUUAGUUGCAAUCUGUGCCAACGACCUGACCAAGACUUUGCCAAGCUGCAGAUAAUAGACUGGCAACAACUUCGACGGCAAGACUCCGAUUUUGUAUUCGUUGAUCACGAAAAUGGACGAGUUAAAAUUGACAAGAGUACUCGUGAUCUUAUCUUUGAUGCAGUGGAUGUUCUGGAUGCAGGUCAGUAUUUUUGCAUAAACACCUACUACAGAGAAUAUGAGGAAAUCUAUCAACUUGAUGUGUUAUUCAAAGAACGACUUAAGACGACGAAAUACGAAGAUAUUGCGCAGGGAAAAGACAAGUUUCUUGGAGAAUAUUGGCUCAAGGAUCGCAACAUCAGAACAUUCACAGCUUGGUCUGAAUGGACUGACUGUCAGGAUUGUAACAAAAAAAGUAUCAAACGGAGGGUGGGUUUGUGCAUGGUCAAUAAAAUAGAUAAGAAUCUUCCUGUUUUGCCCUAUGACCUUCCAGUACUCGACCUUUAUCCCAGUGGUGUGCCUUGUCGGUCAACCGUGCUGUCUAAAGAUCUGGCUUCAGUGAAGCGUAUCAAAAUGAGGCGUAGCGAGGUCUGUUUGGCAGACUGUUACAAGAAUUGUCCAACAACGCCGGGUUAUACUCUCAUCAAAGACAAGAAUGGCAAAGUUAUUGAAACAGUAGAGGCUGGAUUUUACUCACUCAAAAAGCCACCGACUCUCCCACCUAUGGUCGUGCGCAAAGUUCUUUACGAACCUGUAAACAAACAUCUUAUUCUUAAAUGUCCAAAAAGUCAGAAGUCCAAGGCUUUGAUACGAUGGCAAAAUAACACAAUUGUCUUAAAUCCCCUGACAAUAAGACGACAAACCAGAGGACGAGUGUUCAUUGAUACUAUAAACAGACUGCACAUCCGGCGCCUGCGCAUGACCGACACAGCACCAUACAACUGCUGGAGCUCAACUGUUCAUUUAGCAACCAUUAAAGUGAUCGUCCAUGAGGCUUAUAACGACAUAAAGAUAAAAGAAUACAUCACUCUUACCGGGCUUGGUCUGACUAUUUUUUCUAUUUCAUGUAUUUUGAUAUGUACUGUUUGUAAAGGAAGGAAGAAGAAAAAGAGAAAGAAGUGAAUUUGAAAAAAAGAUAGGCCUACAUGUACUAGAUAUAGAUAUCUUUACUAGUAUUUAAGUUCCAUUGAUUCCUGCAAAAUUCUUUUUAACGAGAAAAUAUAUCUAAGUUUUGGGAAUUUGCAAAAAAAAAAAAAAAAAAAAAAAAAAAAAAAAAUGAAGUAGCAUAAGUAUGUAAAACAAGUACAAGUAUAUUCAAUCAAUGUAGAAAUGCUAUCUAGAUGUAUUUUUUUAAUAUUUAAUCUACUCUUUAUUAAAAAUUCACCUUAGACAAUCAAAAGUGGGUUUAUUAGCACAAUACUUUUGAUUGACUAAUGAUAUUUCACCGCUACGUUGGCUAUUUGCAUGAAACGGACUAAGAUAUUUUAAUCGAAGUCAAUAAAAUGUUUUUAUUUUAUUAUACUGAUUAAAUACAUGUACAAUUAAA